Molecule: messenger RNA, 579 nt
Organism: Colletotrichum chrysophilum
Lineage: Eukaryota; Fungi; Ascomycota; Sordariomycetes; Glomerellales; Glomerellaceae
Exons: 2
Coding region: 1-579 (192 amino acids)
Source: RefSeq, a predicted model, not a curated record
AUGCAGCUCAGCUCUCUGACUCUCGCCUUGGCCGCUGGCCUUGCCGUCAACGUCCAGGGCGCCGCUAUCCUCGCACCCCGCAACGAGACCGCGCCAGUUCUUAUGUACAGCCGGGUGGUCGAGGCUGGAACCUUGGAGUACUGGGGCUCUACUUCUGAAUCAUCAGCCACGUUCGAUGGGGAUGCCGCCUGGGAGAACCAAGCAUCCUGGCCUCCGGUCGCUUCGCCGGCGGGAUCCGAAGCCAACGCUCAGUGUGGCAGUAACAACGUCUUUUGUUCCGACACAAACGGCGCCCCUACGGACUUGUGCAAGAGAUUGGUCAAUACCCUGCUCAACAACCGCGGUGUCAUCGUCCCCAGCAAUGUGAAUGGUAUCUCGCUGACCUCGGAUCGCUCCAUCUGCUGGAUUGGUUGGAGGGACACGAUUACCAACAUGCCACAGGGCAAUCUCAUUGACGCCGCUGCGACCACUAUUGGCAAGUGCGGAUCUGAUGAUGCCGUUUCGGGUUGGGCAGAAAACGUCAAUCUCAACAACGUUUGCAGCCGCCAGUGUCUUUCCGACCGCUUGGGCUGCUGGUAG